Molecule: messenger RNA, 610 nt
Organism: Trematosphaeria pertusa
Lineage: Eukaryota; Fungi; Ascomycota; Dothideomycetes; Pleosporales; Trematosphaeriaceae
Exons: 1
Coding region: 76-564 (162 amino acids)
Source: RefSeq, a predicted model, not a curated record
AGGGGAUGAGAAUAUGAGACCGCGGCCAGCAAUUGAGUAUAUCGCAGAGAAUGCUUCGAUGCAGACACCGGUCCAAUGUGGGUGGUGGAAAGUCGCGAGUUGCGCCAUCUUGGCACUCGUGGUAGAGGGCAUGCAGAGGAAGUCGCGGUCAACAUCUCACCUCGUCUCGAACACAGAAUACGGCGAAGAUUCCUUCCGCAGAGCGGCUAUAUUCUCUUUGUACUUUAUGCUGUACUACUAUCAGUAUCCCCUUCGAGCGGGCGCGGCAAAGUCGACCCUGGCGAAGUGCUCUGGCUAUCCAGUCCAGCUCCCACAUCACAAGACUCCCAAGACUCCCCACGCGCACCCUGCUCCACCACGAUGAUGCCAGCUAACGCGAAUAGGUUGCUGACAUGCCUACGUGGCAGUUCAGCGUCCUGUUCGCACUCAAACGUCUUGGAGCUACAUCCGAGUCCAGCUGUAACCUUUGUAGCUAUUCGGCGGGUCCCGCAGUCCUUUACGGCUCUCGCGGCUCGAUGCGAAGGCGUCGCAUUUGUCCAGGCGGUCAGAGACGACGUCAUUUGAGCCCUGGGCCGAAGUUUCGAGAAGUUAAAAUCAAGGUUCCGCUGGA